This is a messenger RNA of Paramecium primaurelia, 800 nucleotides long. NCBI's taxonomy places the organism in Eukaryota, Ciliophora, Oligohymenophorea, Peniculida, Parameciidae. The record is from the annotation of a GenBank genome assembly.
AUAAAAUGGCCACUUAACCAUUGUUAGAGACAUUACCUAAAGACUUUCACAAAAUGCCUCCAAAUUAUGACUUUUCUCAUAAAGGUAUUAAACUAUUAUAUCAAAGGAAUCAAUUGGAAAGACUACGAGAAAGAUUUUGUAUUAAGAACUGAUGCUGUAUGGGAAAAAGAUCAAUUAAAGGAUUGGUUCAGAUUAUAUACUAAAGUAUACCAUUUAAUAAAUUUAGUGUUUCUACUUUGACACAACAGCUAACAAAUACUCUUUGAUGGAGCCAGACGAUGUUUAUACCAUUCUGUUUGAAGGAUGUAAUGAAUAAUUUAUUAUUCCAAUCUAGGGGCUUUGGAAGAUUGCUUAUUUCCAUUCAGAGGUACAACCCCAACAGGGAGAACUAAUUGUUUUUAAGUUGGAUUACCACCUAAAUAAAAAGUUUAUGUUCCUUAUCCAACAUAUCAAUCAUAAUAAGAUUACUUUACAUUAUGUGCUUUAAGAUUCUAGAAAUGGUUUGAUUGUGAUUAAGCUGAACAUUUCAAAAUGGAUAAGACUGAAGCAGAUUAUUUGAAAAGAGCCAAAGUUUAUCCUUGUUAUGCAAUGUUUUAUGAAGCUGCUUAUGCUUGUACAGUAAUUUCUUAAUCAAAAAUCUUAGGAUGAUAUGUUUGAUUUCUUAAUGGAAUUAGCAUAUACAAGAAGAUCAAAUAGAACAUUUGAAUAUAACCAUUUUCAACAUGAGAUGCGUCGUCCUCCAACUAUUUAUGAUUCUCCUAAAAAUGCAGAGAGAAUUAAAAAAACAUAUUGAAAUAUCA